AUGAGCACUGCAGGAAAAAUAAUUAAAUGCAAAGCUGCUGUGUUGUGGGGCCUGGAGCAACCCUUUUCCAUGGAGGAAGUAGAAGUUGCCCCACCAAAAGCCUAUGAAGUUAGAAUUAAGAUUUUGGCCACGGGAAUUUGUCGCUCAGAUGACCAUGUAGUGAGGGGAACCCUGUUUACUAAGUUUCCAGUAAUUCUGGGGCAUGAAGCAACUGGGAUUAUAGAGAGUGUUGGAGAAGGGGUGUCUAAAGUGAAACCAGGAGACAAGGUCAUCCCACUCUUCUUCCCACAGUGUGGGAAGUGUUCUUCCUGUGCACACCCUAAUGGCAAUUUGUGUGUGAAGUUUUAUUUUUCCAGAAAGGGAGUAUUGUCCGAUGGCACCACCAGAUUUACCUGCAAAGGGAAGCCUGUCUACCAUUUCAUAAGCACCAGUACUUUCACUGAGUACACUGUGGUGGAGGAAGACUCAGUGAUUAAACUUGAUGCUGAUGCUCCUCCUGUGAAGACCUGUUUGAUUGGCUGUGCAUUCUCCACUGGCUAGGGGGCUGUAAUGAAGACUGCCAAGGUCACCCCUGGAUCUACUUGUGCUGUCUUUGGGCUGGGAGGAGUUGGCCUCUCAGUUAUUAUGGGAUGUAAAGCAGCUGGAGCUUCCAGGAUCAUUGCAAUUGACAUCAAUCCAGGCAAAUUUGAGAAGGCCAAGGCAGUAGGAGCCACUGAGUGCAUCAACCCUAAGGACUACACCAAGCCCAUCAGUGAAGUGCUGAAGGAGAUGACUGGCAAUUCUGUGGAGUACACCUUUGAGGCUGUUGGGCACCUUGAUACCAUGAUUGAUGCCCUGGCUUCCUGUCAUAUGAACUAUGGGACCAGUGUGGUAGUAGGGACUUCUCCACCAUCUAAAAUGCUCACCUAUGAUCCCAUGCUGCUGUUCACUGGGCGUACCUGGAAAGGAUGUGUUUUUGGAGGUUGGAAAAGCAAAGAUGACCUCCCCAAACUGGUGUCUGAUGUCAUGGCAAAAAAAUUUGACUUGGACCAAUUAAUAACCCAUGUCUUACCUUUUAAUGAAAUCAAAGAAGGAUUUGAUUUACUCUAUAAAGGAGUCAGCAUUCGAACAGUCCUGACAUUUUGA
This is a messenger RNA of Dromiciops gliroides (monito del monte), 1125 nucleotides long. Its product is annotated as all-trans-retinol dehydrogenase [NAD(+)] ADH7-like. The record is from RefSeq and is a predicted model, not a curated record. The transcript is spliced from 9 exons. Gene Ontology annotation, biological process: retinol metabolic process; retinoic acid metabolic process. Gene Ontology annotation, cellular component: cytosol. Gene Ontology annotation, molecular function: zinc ion binding; all-trans-retinol dehydrogenase (NAD+) activity. NCBI's taxonomy places the organism in Eukaryota, Metazoa, Chordata, Mammalia, Microbiotheria, Microbiotheriidae.